Molecule: messenger RNA, 369 nt
Organism: Lodderomyces jiufengensis
Lineage: Eukaryota; Fungi; Ascomycota; Pichiomycetes; Serinales; Debaryomycetaceae
Gene: DAD2
Product: Dad2p
Exons: 1
Coding region: 1-369 (122 amino acids)
Biological process (GO): mitotic cell cycle; attachment of spindle microtubules to kinetochore
Cellular component (GO): mitotic spindle; DASH complex; mitotic spindle midzone
Source: RefSeq, a predicted model, not a curated record
AUGCUGAAACAAAAUUCAGCAAUAUAUCAAAAAAUAUCAGAAAAACGUAGAAACCUAGAACAAUUAAAACAAUUCAAACAACUCACAGAAGAACUUAAUUUGAAUCUUGAUGAAAUUUCUCAACAAAUAAAUAAAAUGAAAAAUGGAACUGAAAGUGUUGCAUUAAUUUUACAAAAUUGGCAAAGAGUUAUACAAUCUAUAAGUUUAGCUUCUUUGGGAUUGCUAAAGUAUCAACAACAACAACAAAAAGAUGAUGAGCUUUAUCCUGAGACUUUAAUUAGAAUUAAUUUAAAUGAUGAAAAUGAUAAUAUUGAUGUUGAUGAAGAAGAGGAGGAAGUUGAAGAAGAAGUGCAAGAAAUCGUGGAAUAA